Molecule: messenger RNA, 1310 nt
Organism: Purpureocillium takamizusanense
Lineage: Eukaryota; Fungi; Ascomycota; Sordariomycetes; Hypocreales; Ophiocordycipitaceae
Exons: 4
Coding region: 38-1222 (394 amino acids)
Cellular component (GO): mitochondrial outer membrane; lipid droplet; endoplasmic reticulum membrane
Molecular function (GO): 3-beta-hydroxysteroid 3-dehydrogenase (NADP+) activity
Source: RefSeq, a predicted model, not a curated record
GUGGACGCGGAGAAUCCUGGCCAAGCGUGACGGAUGAAUGCGUUGGCCGAUUGUAUCCUUUCCGCCGAGUUCGAAUGCCCAGUAUGCGGGGCUUUGGGUAUCCCACGAUCCUCUUCCCUGCCCAUAUCAGUCGCUUGUCGGCAGCAGAAUCAAGACACAGGUUGCGCCACUCAACGCCAUGGCAUCCAAAGGUACUAUUCUGGUCACCGGUGCUAACGGUGGCCUCGGCUCCGCAAUCGUCGCGCAUAUCCUCGCGAGCCCAAGACUCGCUUUCGACUAUGCAGCCGUGUAUGCGGUCCGCAUGGCCAGAACAGCAUCGAAACUGCAGUCAGUGCUGAGCCGAGCCCCCGAUGGGCACAAGUAUGAUACACUGGACGUUGAUCUCAGCUCCAUCGCCAGCACCAAGGCGGCGGCUAGCAGAAUCAAUGAGCGUGUUGCGAGUGGAGAGUUGCCGCCCAUCAGGGCCCUCAUCCUCAAUGCUGGCUACCAAGAAGGUGCCACUCUGACAAUGAGCGACGACGGACUUGAGAUGACUUGGCAAAUCAACUUCCUGUCCAACCUGAUCCUAUCGCUGCUGCUUCUACAAAGCAUGGACAAGGAGCAUGGGAGGAUCCUCAUACUCGGAAGCUGGAUGCACGAUGUCGAGGAUCCUAGGAACACAUCGGGAGGUAACACUGUGUAUCAAGACCCCAAGUGGCAAAACCUGCUCCCAGAUAUAGAUGCCGUCGCCAGGGGUAGAUGGAGCACACCCCAAGAUGAUCCCACCGGACAGUCCGGCUUCCGACGAUAUGGGGCAAGCAAGCUAUGUGCUGUCAUGCUCAUGCAUGAGUUGGUCGAGCGUGUGGCGCGGGACCCUGCACUGACCGAUGUAUCCAUCGUGGGACUGGACCCCGGCGGCAUGCCCUCGGACCUCUGCCGUCGAGCCGACUUUAUGGUCAAGACGGUGACCAUGGGCCUCAUUGUCCCGUUAGCGGCGCCCCUCAUGGUGAGGCUGAGCCCCAACGGCCUAGUGCGGCCGACGUGGAAGAGUGCGGCCGAUGUUGUCCGCGCAUGCUUCGAAGUUGAGGCGCCGAAGGGCAAGCUCUUGUAUCUGAACGGCACGGAUGAACUUGAGACAGCCAAAGACGCACGGGACAAGGCGAAGAGGCAGCCGGUGUGGAGCUACGGGCUCGACGUCGCUGGCAUCAAGAGCGGUGACAGUGCACUGGCAGAUUGGCAGUGAGCUGGACGUAUAAGCACGGAAGGCGUUUCAGCGUCUUAAUAAUGGGCUUACCAUGGGCGGUUCACUCAUGUAUCGAGGUUUUCCUGAG